ACACACGACCCCACGUCUCACCCGGAACCCACACAUUACAAGUGUUAGUGUCCCCCCAACUCUGAAGCCACGACCCUCAAUCAUAAUCCAGGGUUUUAGAAUUCACGCAAAACCCUAGUCUUCCACCCAUGGCUGAAGAGGCCGCACCGGAGGUCAUUGAUCCCAACACUCCCGUCGCCACCGUUGACAUGGACGUCGAGUCUGCCGAAAACGGCGCCGAUCCCAACCCGAAGCGUGCCAGGGAGGAAGAGGAUUCCCACGACGACGACGUUUCGAAGAAGCAGAAGGUCGAUGACGACAAGUCAGUGGAAGAACAACGAUUAGAGAAACUGGAGCAAACCGAAGAAGAAAAAUUAAAGGAAGAAGAAGGGAAGGAAGAGUGUGAUUCUGUGAAGUUGGGACCCAAGAGCUUUGGGUCUUCCACGGAGAUGUUCAAUUACUUCUACAACUUUCUUCAUGCUUGGCCUCAAUAUCUCAAUGUUAACAAGUAUGAAUAUAUCAUGUUGUUGGAAUUGCUUAAGAAAGGCCAUGCAGAGCCUGAAAAAAAGAUUGGUGGAGAUAUUCGUGCUUUCCAAAUCCGCAAGCAUCCUACCUUCAAAAGCAUGUGCUUUUUCCUCAUCAGGGAGGAUGGCUCUGUUGAUGAUUUUAGCUUCAGAAAGUGUGUGGAUCAUAUUCUUCCCUUACCAGAAGAGAUGCAUUUGAAAUCUGAUGCGAACAGGGCAUUAAGUGGUGGUGGAGGAAAGCAUUAUGGAGGAAAGGGUGGCAGAGGGAAGAGUGGAAGAGGAGGCGGGCAUGGUCAUGGGAAAGGUGGAAGGUGGAGACAUUAAAUACAGUAGUUGCUGCAGGUAUGAGUUUUAUUCUGAGAUUUAAAAUGUUUUUUGUAUAUUUGGUUGGCAUGUUUCCAGCUAAUAACUUUAUAAUUCAGAUUUUGAUGUUAUUUAUAAUUUGUGAACUAUUUGGGUUAUACCAUGACUCAUUUUGAUUAUGGCUUGAAACGAACUGAGCCAAACUUAGCUAUAAUGAAUUAGUUUGUCUUGCAU
Abrus precatorius (Indian licorice) is the source of this 1040-nucleotide messenger RNA. Its product is annotated as protein EMBRYO DEFECTIVE 514-like. Gene Ontology annotation, biological process: chloroplast rRNA processing; chloroplast organization. The record is from RefSeq and is a predicted model, not a curated record. Lineage: Eukaryota; Viridiplantae; Streptophyta; Magnoliopsida; Fabales; Fabaceae. Bases 129 to 827 code for a protein of 232 amino acids. The transcript is spliced from 2 exons. Gene Ontology annotation, cellular component: chloroplast.